AUGGCAUCAAGCAUUGUUGAAAAGCAUUCAGAAAGACAAGAAACUAUAAAUGAGCUUGGUAAAAAAUAUCACAAAAUAGUAGACAAUUUCAUUAAAAAGUAUCAGAGUGAUUCAAGGAAGAUGGAAAGCGAAGAUCUUAACUCUAUUCAGGACUUGAAAUCAGAGUUCCAUAAACUACACUUACUAAUUCAAUCAGCAAUUGUUGAAAACCAAUAUAUCCUUGCUUCGAAUGAUUCAUCCAAGCUUGCCAACUACACUUCCAAACAUGAAAAAUUCAGAAAAGUUCCUCCAAGAUUUGAAUUAACAGUACUUCAAUUCAAUCCCACAGAACUUACAGAGCGGGUAUUUUGUCAGAUAAUUGGAGACAUUCCAUACACAGUCAAAACUGGUAUUCAGGGACAGGUCCUAAAAGCUCCAAAGCCAGUGUCCAAGUUUGAAAAACCAAUCAGAAAGUUUCUUGAUUCGCCACGUUUAACAGGAUAUAUAAAUACAGGUGAAGUAAUUCAUGAAAUAGCAUGCAUUCCUUACACAGAUGAAUUCUAUGUCAGUGGUAUCAGAGGAAUAUUUAAACACAACAACGAGGGGAAGGUGCUAGACAAGAUCAGUACUACAAAAAAAGACCCAGCUAAAAUUACAGUCACGAGAGAGGGGCACCUGCUUUACCUUGAUGGGCGGCAUGGAAACAUUACCAAAGUAAAGAGUGGCAAGUUAAAACAUCUGAUAAGAGUAAAUGACGUAGGCUGGAUACCAAAAGCAAUUUGCUGUACCUUGACAAAUGAUAUCUUGGUACUUAUGACAUCACUAUAUGUAUUUCAUAGACCCGUGCAUAGACAGGUUGUCCGUUAUUCCAGCUCUAGAGUAAUGAAAGAAAUACAAUUAAGUGACAUUGUUUUUGGUUCAUUUCCAUCACACAAGUAUGUGCCCUGUAUUGAUGAAAACAAGAACCUUGACACUGUAGUGAAUAAUACAAAUUCAAUAUUAGUUUUGAAUAAUGAAGGAAAACUCAGAAUUAAGUAUGACAGCAACCCUGAGUCAAAUAAAUACACAAACUUUAUUCCAUGUGGUAUUACCAACGACAGCAUGUGUCAUAUCCUAGUUGCAGACAGGGCUAAUAACAUUACACACAUCAUUGAUCAGAACGGCCAAUUCCUCUUGUUCAUAGACUUUCAAAUUCCAUGUGAUCUUAUCACUAUAGACAGUAAUGACAUAUUGUAUGUCGCAGAACCAGAAACCUUUACAGUAAAUCAAAUUAAGUAUUUGGAAUAA
Messenger RNA from Saccostrea echinata, 1266 nucleotides. RefSeq lists its product as uncharacterized. Bases 1 to 1266 code for a protein of 421 amino acids. The record is from RefSeq and is a predicted model, not a curated record. NCBI's taxonomy places the organism in Eukaryota, Metazoa, Mollusca, Bivalvia, Ostreida, Ostreidae. The transcript has a single exon.